Messenger RNA from Phytomonas sp. Hart1, 2946 nucleotides. Lineage: Eukaryota; Euglenozoa; Kinetoplastea; Trypanosomatida; Trypanosomatidae. The record is from the annotation of a GenBank genome assembly.
AUGCACCAUUUGGGGGAGAUCACCUUGCCACAUGAUAUAUGCCAUCCACCCAUCAUCAAUACCCAGAUAUCACAGCCUUUGUGUGAUACUGUCACGGGUGACUGCACAACCGAUGCGCAUUCCGAAUCAAACAAGUCGCCAUCCCGUCAAGAGGAAAUUGCUGUCUGUCGUGCGGUGCUCCCUCCUGGGAGAAGUGGACGUCAUGCUACAUUCACUAUUCCAUCACAGGGAUGCCGACACGUGGACGACGCUGCGGCGGUGAGUGAUGAUAGUGAAGAUGAAUUUGUGUAUAUGCUUCAAAAUGCCAAAAGCACCACUCAGGCAAUUGAAAUGAUCCGCAGGAUUCAGCGCACACGUCACUUUACAGAGAUCGCGUCCUCCUCUCGUGCAUGUAACUCCUACUCUAUGGAUUCAAAUGAAAAAAUCAAGAGGUCAGCCUAUCCCGCGUCACAAUGUUCUCGUUUCGGUGAAAGUCUAAAACGAAAAGAUCGAAAAGCUGUCGAGCUUCCUGAAACCAUCCUUGAUUUUCAGACUGCCCCAGCCUACACCGUAUCGUUAACAGCUUCCCGCGACGCCGUCUUCGAGGAUGCCCUCUCAGGGUUUCGUUCGUAUUUAGAACUGGAGGAUCGAAGAAUGGAAGCAUAUCAUUCGUAUCGUCUACGUAGAAGCGCACAGGACCGAGGUCUACCAAUACGCUACGAACGGACGUUUAACACCCAAAAUGGCAUACCGUGUGUAUCAGCUGUCCCUAUUUAUUCCUCAGAGAGUGACAAAGUUCAUACCCUGGAAAAGCCAACACAAAAUCCCUUAAGUUCACUUUACUCUGAGACUUCUAGGCAAACCCAGAAAUGUCACGUGACAUCAUCAGAUUUCCUUUUAAGUACCCUUAGUGAUGAUCAUGGACAAAAAAAGGAAGGCACACAUACGGCUUCUAAAGCUACGACACCCUUAGACGAUGAAACCCAGUGCUCACCUCUUUUGCGUCAACAAAAAGAGAAGUUAUCAACCAGUUGCGUCCAACACCAUCUUGCGAACAAGAAAGAGGAAGUUGCAUGCUUGAAGAAUGAUACUCAUGGAGAUCUUCUACUUGGGAAACCCAAUGAAAUGCAAAACGAAAUAAAUGAUCCCCAACACAACAAACUAAACAAAGAAAUGAGAAACGCUAACGAUGAGGAUGAACAAUAUUGGGUAGACUUUGUCGAUCAAGAAUAUCUGCGGAUGCAAGCACCACAACUAUUUCAACAUCGCUAUCCGUUGGAACUUCAGAUUCCUGCUGAAUCGAGAAAACGCGCUUCAGCUCUCCGCACAGCAUUAUACUCUUUGCGAUCGUAUUCAACUCACCAAUAUCAUGGCGGUAGUAGUCAUUUCCAUGUGAAUAUCCACCCGGGAGGAGAACAUAUUGACGAAGGUGGACAUAUAACCAAUCCUUUCAACAAGGUUCGCAGGGAAUGGAUCUAUGUUUGGGAACAGUUCAAGCGCGACAUCCAUCGCGAAGUUCUGCUCAUCGAGACGACAAACUAUCGCGAUCCCAAACAGGCGAUGACGGCCAUCAUUAACUACCUGGAGCACUGUUACAACUGUGGUCAGGCUGUAUAUCAGAAGCGCAAGGCAGAAGAAGAAGCGGAAAUGCUUGCGCGUGAGGCGCAGCGUAACGAAAAGGGGGAGCGAUUUUUCAGCUUCCUGCUCAGAGAGGGUGCGGCGGUAAUUAAGGAAACUGUUGAAAACGCGCAAAAGACGCUGUCGGACCUUCUGUCCGUCACGGGUGCGGAUCUUGCGUCCCGGCGUCCCAACGUCGUCUACUCAGAGGAUCCACUCAUAAGGGCCGUGAAAAUCUUCGACGCGGCUCGUGAAGUGAUCCUGGCCUCGCAGCAAUCCUUCAUAGGCUUCCCCUACCAGCUUCUCUGCGAACAGCUUGGUACGGCACGGUUGCCUCUGGCUCUUGAUGAAUUUACGCAGGAGUGGGGGGUCAAGGAGGAGGAGGAAGAGGAAGGGUCGAUCCCUUUCAUGCCCCUGCCCGAGUCGGCUGGCUUGCCGUACCUGAACAGAGACGCAGAGCGGUUCGGUGAUGCGAAUGAACCCGCUUCGGAAGCGAUUAGCACGACAGACGACUCACCCAGUAGAAAGAGCAGCGACAAUGCAUCCAAUAAAAAUGCACAGCAAAGGGAAAUGCAAAGGCGGGAUCGGGAGCUCCGGCGCCGCCAAAUACGGGAGGAGCAGAUGAAGCGACUUCCUCUUUUGGUAGGGGAACCUCGUCCGACUGAGUUCAAGGCUUUCCUGGGUCAUGUACGGUCACGUGUUGCUUGCAUGAAAUUAAGAAACACUCGUUAUGAAGAGCAAGAUGGAAAAGGUAAUAACGAAGUGUCAAACAGUGGAAGCGUCGUAGCCGACUCAGUCGCUAAUGAGGAUAAUCUAAAGGAGCCUUGGUUCACGCAUAAUUUACAAGAAGGGAAAGACGAUUCUAAGAGCAAUUUGUUUAGGGAAGAUAUAGGAGGCUCUGUCUAUCUUAUUCCUAUAGAUCGUGACACAGAUGUACAAAGCGACACCGUAGACGAGCCCAAUGAAACUGAACCUAAAGAGUCUGUUGAACAAGGCGUGCGAAUUCAUUUGUACUUCCAUAACUUACGUAAUGUGCCAGUAGUAUGCGUCACUAAACUCUUCCGUAUCCUUACUGUACCAGGUUUUGAAUCGUCAAAUAUGGCAUCAAAUGAAUCCUACAAGGAUGGAAACCAGAUAAGUUUUGAUUGUUCCCAAUUUCAUGAAGCUAAGGAAAGGAAACCAAACAGGAACGUAUCUUGUAAUGAACAUCAAAAUCCUGCAUUGUCAUCAGCUACACAAUGUAAGCAGGAAAAAGGUGAAGAAAAGAGUUUGCUGAUUCUGAUUCAAGUACAAUUCUCGCUUUUUACAGACGAAGAGGCGGAAGUUCGAUGGAAAUGGCACCAUGUGUAG